Molecule: messenger RNA, 1104 nt
Organism: Amblyraja radiata (thorny skate)
Lineage: Eukaryota; Metazoa; Chordata; Chondrichthyes; Rajiformes; Rajidae
Product: vegetative cell wall protein gp1-like
Exons: 1
Source: RefSeq, a predicted model, not a curated record
GAACCCGAACCCGAACCCGAACCCGAACCCGAACCCGAACCCGAACCCGAACCCGAACCCGAACCCGAACCCGAACCCGAACCCGAACCCGAACCCGAACCCGAACCCGAACCCGAACCCGAACCCGAACCCGAACCCGAACCCGAACCCGAACCCGAACCCGAACCCGAACCCGAACCCGAACCCGAACCCGAACCCGAACCCGAACCCGAACCCGAACCCGAACCCGAACCCGAACCCGAACCCGAACCCGAACCCGAACCCGAACCCGAACCCGAACCCGAACCCGAACCCGAACCCGAACCCGAACCCGAACCCGAACCCGAACCCGAACCCGAACCCGAACCCGAACCCGAACCCGAACCCGAACCCGAACCCGAACCCGAACCCGAACCCGAACCCGAACCCGAACCCGAACCCGAACCCGAACCCGAACCCGAACCCGAACCCGAACCCGAACCCGAACCCGAACCCGAACCCGAACCCGAACCCGAACCCGAACCCGAACCCGAACCCGAACCCGAACCCGAACCCGAACCCGAACCCGAACCCGAACCCGAACCCGAACCCGAACCCGAACCCGAACCCGAACCCGAACCCGAACCCGAACCCGAACCCGAACCCGAACCCGAACCCGAACCCGAACCCGAACCCGAACCCGAACCCGAACCCGAACCCGAACCCGAACCCGAACCCGAACCCGAACCCGAACCCGAACCCGAACCCGAACCCGAACCCGAACCCGAACCCGAACCCGAACCCGAACCCGAACCCGAACCCGAACCCGAACCCGAACCCGAACCCGAACCCGAACCCGAACCCGAACCCGAACCCGAACCCGAACCCGAACCCGAACCCGAACCCGAACCCGAACCCGAACCCGAACCCGAACCCGAACCCGAACCCGAACCCGAACCCGAACCCGAACCCGAACCCGAACCCGAACCCGAACCCGAACCCGAACCCGAACCCGAACCCGAACCCGAACCCGAACCCGAACCCGAACCCGAACCCGAACCCGAACCCGAACCCGAACCCGAACCCGAACCCGAACCCGAACCCGAACCCGAACCCGAACCCGAACCCGAACCCGAACCCGAACCC